Messenger RNA from Ruditapes philippinarum (Manila clam), 673 nucleotides. Its product is annotated as Golgi-associated plant pathogenesis-related protein 1-like. Lineage: Eukaryota; Metazoa; Mollusca; Bivalvia; Venerida; Veneridae. Gene Ontology annotation, cellular component: extracellular region. The coding region runs from base 77 to 586 and encodes 169 amino acids. The transcript is spliced from 5 exons. The record is from RefSeq and is a predicted model, not a curated record.
GAUACCACCCAUUUCAAAACUGAAUUCUGUCAGAGAAUUUCCGCCAAAGGUUGAUAAAAAAAAUUACACGGACAAAAUGCUGAAAGUUUUCAUGACACUCUGUUUGGUAGCUGCUUUAAAAGGGCAGGCCAACGCUGACGCGUUCAUAGACGCUGUUGUUGAAAGGCACAACUAUUACAGAGCACUUCAUGGGGUUCCAGCGGUCACAGAAAACGCUGCGAUAACAGCAUUUGCUCAAGACUUUGCAACAUAUCUAGACACUAAUGGGCUUUGGCAUCAUAAUCCGAAUGCUUCGGCAAAUGGGUACGGAGAAAAUUUAUCAUGGAUGUCAAAUCCUGCUGCAACUGGACAAGAUCAUGUUGACAAUUUGUACAUAAACGAAGCGAAUUUUUAUGCCCAACAGCAAUAUUGCGGAGAAGAACCUAAUAUGUCGUACUUUGCCUAUUAUGGUCAUUAUACUCAAAUAGUAUGGGAAAGUUCUCUAGAAAUUGGUGUCGGGAAAUCAUCGGGAUAUGUAGUGAUCAACUACUCUCCGCCAGGAAACUACUAUAAUAUGUUCGCUGAAAACGUUCCAUGUCCUGCUUAAUAAAUGGAAAACUAGUGUUAUUGAUAUGGCCGCUAUCUUGAAAUUUCACCAGUAAUCAACUGAAAAUAAAAGAAAUAAAAUCUUUAC